This is a messenger RNA of Caenorhabditis angaria, 3756 nucleotides long. The record is from the annotation of a GenBank genome assembly. NCBI's taxonomy places the organism in Eukaryota, Metazoa, Nematoda, Chromadorea, Rhabditida, Rhabditidae.
AUGAUGAAUUCACCUGUACUACUAAAACUGGUUUUGGCGAUUGUUGUGGCCUCGGUGGGCUGGCGAUUUUUAUCGGAUAGAUUGUAUUCGAAACAUCGGGUUGAGAUCGGUGGACACGUGGAUCCACGAUUUGCGGCGGUCCGUGACGUGUUUUUGUGAGUUUUUUUUCUGGAAAAUUUAAAGGCACAGGCUGCUUGUCAAUUUGAAAAGCUAACGAUUUUUCCAAAAAUAUCAAAGGCACUUGAUAAAUCAUGAGCUUUUUCCAAAAAUAAUCGAUUUUGAAAAAUUGUGAGAAAAUUUGAAAUUUAUCGAUUUCUAGUUCAUUUUUUGAAAAAUUUGAUUUUUAGCGUGAGUUAUGACUUUGCAAAAAUCGAAUUUUUCACAAAAAUAUCGAUUUUUGUUUUCCAUGAUUAAAUUAUUCCUACCAGGUUUUUUUGUUGGUUUCCAGGGGAAACCAAGGAAAAUUUCUGAAUAAGCAAAAAUUCCAGAAUUUUGAGGAAAAUUCGAAAAAUUCCUAUUUUUUCUCGAAAUCUGCUGAAAAAUUGAGCUUUUCUCGAUAAAAAUUGAUUUUUCUCACGAGCUUUUCUAUUUUUCAAACAAAGAAAAUCCUGAAUUUAAUUUCAGGAAUUCGAAGAAUUUUUUGUUUUUCCCCGGAAAACCAAAACAAAAUAUUUUGCGAAAAAACAAUAAUUUUUCACAUAUUUUUGGAAAACUUUUGAUUUUUGGGCUCAAAAAAUGGAAAAUUGCUCAUAUUAGACCAAAAAUCCCUAAAUCUUCCAGAAAAAACUUUGAAAAUGGCUGGGAAAUCGAAGGAUCGGCGUUCGCAGUUUAUCUGGACGGAAAACGUGUUGUCGACCUAUGGGGAGGCUACGCGGAUAAACAGGCGGCCCGAAAAUGGGCCGAAGAUACGAUCACAGUGACAUUUUCGACGACAAAAGCGGUAUCAGCCCUCGCAGUGGCGCUUUUAUAUGAAAGGGGCCAACUGGACUACAAUGAUACGGUGGCCAAGUUUUGGCCUGGUUUUGGAAAACAUGGCCGGGGAAAUGUGACGAUUAAUCAAGCUUUAUCACAUAUGAGUGGAAUGGCUUGGUUGGAUACACCGAUUACGGAGGAAAUUGCGGCGGAUCAUGAGAGGAUUCGAGAGAUUUUUGAGAAUGAACCACCGAAAUGGGCGCCUGGGACUAAGGCUGGGUAAGAGAAUUUAAAAUUUGCGAUUUUUGGAGUCCAAACAAGCCUAGGCUCGAAAAUUCCACGAUUUUUUGAGUCCAAAUAAGCCUGCGCUUGAGAAAUUCCACGAUUUUUCAGUCCAAACAAGCCUUGGGCCUUUUAGUCCUAAAAAUGUUGAUUUUUUGAGUCCGAAUAAGCCUACGCGUGAGAAAUUCCACGUUUUUUGAAAUUCUAUUCAGCCUAGGGCCUUUUCGGGCUGGAAUUUUCGAUUUUUUGAGUCCAAACAAGCCCAGGCUUGAGAAAUUUCACGUUUUUUUGAGCCUAGAGCCUUUUCGGCCCAAAAAUGUUGAUUUUUUGAGCCCGAAUAAGCCUAGGCUCGAAAAUUCCACGAUUUUAGAGUCCGAAUAAGCCUAUGCUCCAGAAUUCCACGUUUUUCGACACCAAAAAGUUCAAAUUUUGAAAAAUUUCCGUGGUGGCCUAGAAAUCCUGCAAAACCUCGGCCACCAGUCGCGAAAACUGCGAAUUUCAAAUUUUCUUUGCAGCUACCACGCCUACACUUACGGUUGGAUUUUGGAUCAAAUUGUUCGUCACGUCGACGUGCAGAAACGUGGAAUUGGACAGUUUUUCCGCGAAGAAAUUGCCGCGAAAACAGGUGGGUACUUUAGUUUUUGGUGGGAAAAAAUCUGGAAAAUUUUAUGGAUUUUGAGCCAAACAUCGAGAAAUUUGGAGCAUUGCUCAUAUUAGUCCAUAAUUUUCGGGUUUGGUUGAAAAUUCAUCAAGCCAAAACCUACAGUAACCCUGGACAAUUCAAUUUUUUCGCUUCAGGAGUCGAUUAUCAUAUUGGUCUACCGAAAAGUGAGCAACAUCGAGUUGCUCGAAUGUCGGUUCCAAGUAUGGCGAAUCGAUUGGAUGAAAUGUGGUACGAUACAAGAGUGCUCAAAUAUUUGGGAUCACUUUUCAAGUUGAUGAAGGUAUGAUUGGGAGUACUGUAGAUUUUUCGCUUCGGGACCCAAAAUGGCGUAUUUUGACACCAAAUACGACUAUUUUUGGGUCCCGAAGCGAUAUUUGUUCCGUUGAAAAACGAAAGAAAAUAAAUAAUAAAUCAAUUUUUCCGGCUCAAAGUUUUUUAUCAAAAAAAAUUGAUAAAAAUUUUUGAGUCGAAAAAGUCGAAAAAUUUGAUAAAAAACUAUUUUUAAAAGGGAUUUUUGGCGGCGAAAUUCAAAAAUUCAAAUUUUUCAGGAUCACCCCCUGUCAAAAAGUUGUCAAAAAUCCAUCGUGGUUGGAAGCGGUUUCGAGAUGUACAAUCAAUAAUCCGGAUUAUCAUAGGUAGGCGAAAUUUUGCAAAAAUUGAGUUUUUUGAUGUAUUUUUGACUGAAUUUGGUCAACAACAUGAGCAACGCUCAAAAUUUGAAGCUUAAAUUCAAUUUUCAAAAGAAAAAAGUAUUUUUUUUGAAAAUUCAAAUUUUGGUGCAAAAAUCAAAUCCAGACUUGUGGGAUAUCAAAAAUCCUCAAAUUUCAUGAAAAACUUGAAAUUUAACAUGAGCAAUGCUCAAAAAUUGUCAUUUCCCAUCAUUAUUGGUAUCAAUUCGCAUUUUCGACAUUUUUAGGCGUUGUUCAUGUUAGCCUCGAAAUUUCGACAAAAAUGGAGUAUUGCUCAUGUUAGUCAAUUUUUGACCCCUGAAAAAUUCGAAAAUUUGCAAUUUUUAAAUGAAAAAUUCAAGAAUUGCUCAUGAUAGCUCAAAAUUAUCCAAAUUUCUCGAUUUUUGGCUCAAAAUUCAAACAUUACUCAUGUUAGCCUCAAAAAUCUCGAAUUUUUUCCAGAUUGGAGCAAUCUGCAGCUCUCGGAAUCGGAAAUGCUCGAAGUUUGGCGGGACUUUUUGAUCAGGUGAUUCGCGGAAAAUUGGUGAGCCAAAAGACGCUUCAAGUUAUCUCAAGUCCAUUUGUCAACAAUACGGAUUUCAUUUUUGACGACCACGUGGCAAAAGGACACGGUUUCUUCUAUUUGCCGAUUCAAAGAGCUGGUGUGAGUUGGGAGGGAGUACUGUAGAUUUUUCGCUUCGGGACCCAAAAUGACGCAUUUUGAUACCAAACAUGACUAUUUUCGCCCAUGCGCCUUUAAAAUUACUGUAGGUCGCUUCGAGACCCAUCCUUUAAAGGAACUUACAGUACUUUUUAGCUUCAGGACCCAAAAAUCACCGUGUUUGGUGUCCAAAUGCACCAUUUUGGGUCCCGCAGCGAAAAAUCUACAGUAACCCGCAAAAAAAUUUAAUUUACAGACAGAAUACGGGUUUGGUCACACCGGUCACGGAUGUCAGAUGAUAAUUACGGAUCUCAAAAAUAAGCUGACAAUUGCCUACGUCACAAAUGGUCUCAAAACGGGAUUGUACGAUUUGUGCAGGUACGGUAGCGCGCGCGAAAAUUGAAAAAUUCAAAUUUUUGAUGAAUUUUAAUCCAAAAAUCAUGAAAAUUGGACUAAAAUGAGCAUUGCUCAUGUUAAACUCAUUAAUUACCUAAUUAAUUAAUUACAGAACAUAUUCCCGCCUUCAAAAUUCGGUGUAUGAUGUUGUCGAAAAGCUGGAACUUAAUUAA